Messenger RNA from Suillus fuscotomentosus, 1082 nucleotides. RefSeq lists its product as uncharacterized. Lineage: Eukaryota; Fungi; Basidiomycota; Agaricomycetes; Boletales; Suillaceae. The transcript is spliced from 3 exons. The record is from RefSeq and is a predicted model, not a curated record. Bases 254 to 1051 code for a protein of 265 amino acids.
GGUCGCGACCGCGAAGUAAAACCUAUUCAGCGUGACCGCCGUGAUAGGGACUUCGAUUCAUGGGAGCGUUAUGUGCGUGAGCGCGAUCGCUCCAGGGAUGUCCGAAGGUCUUCCCGGGAGAGGGCUGACGAAGAGAGGGCAUUACAUUCUUCAAAGCGAUCUAAGAGAAUCGAGGGGGUCAGUAUUCCAUAUCGGCUCUACGGACGACAAGAUCUAAUCUGACGGAUAUCAGCAUGCAAUCCGGUCCUCAGUUAUGGAAUCAGGUGACAAUCCUGAGAGCGGCAGUCGCCACGGAAAAGACCGUCUAGAUGCUUCUCAGAUGACGCCAGGAAAUCUGUCCUUUCAAUCGAGAGACGACAAAAAAAGAUCCAUCGACGUCAUCAACGAGUUCUCUAGUCGUCUUGCAAGGCUGUGUAGUCAGCUGGUUCAAGAUUCAUGUCAGCUUGACAAGGAAGAAGACAAAUUAAAGGCAUUUACGGAGUUGUCUACCGAGCUUUCCAAAGCUGCACCGUCUACUGCGAUGGCGGUGACUCCUGCUUUGGCAGCCGUUAUAACAAGUCACGCGAAAUCCAAAGAGCGCGUGGCAACGCGCGUUAGAGAACUAGAUUCUCUGUGGGAGAGCCUGCUCUCAAAUAUCGUGACGACCAUUGUAAAAACGACAGAUAUCAACUUGGAGCGCGCCAUUGCAUUGUUGCACACAGAAACGGAUGUGGCUCUGCAGUCAUAUUUUCGAUCUUACAGUCCGCUCUUGCUCAAACGGAAGGCACGGCACCAAUCCUGGGGGGAGCUGGACGAGCUAUUAGAGUUGAAAAAUACUUCAGCCGACGACGAUAGAGAGAAUGGAGCAGCAGGUGCUGAACAUGGGUCCAAGGCAUGGUCGCGAUCACCAGAUUCAAAACGUCGUCGGGUGGAAUCAUCUACGCCAACAGCGGUUCCUGUAAAGGAGGAAAACGUUGACUAUAAAGGUUUGCUGGAGGCAAUGAAGUCGUCCUUGGCUAUGCAGACGCGAACAUUUGAACUGCUUGCCAAAGAAAAACAACUGCUCACGUGAUGCAGAUUAUCGUGCAACAUCGAUCACAUCC